GAUAACAAUAUCUCCCUAGGGAAAUUCCCUGUUUGGCGCAGUAACCAUACGAAGUCCAUGUAUUUUAUUUAAGACGAUGUCUCAGAAUGAUGAUGGCCCACCCGAAAGGGAAGUGAAGGACUUCAGGUUCCAGCAAUUAUGCAAAGUACGUGUGUCACCACCACUCGACGAGGUCCGCACAGAUCGGUCACAAUGGCUGGCCACAAGCAACAAGUUUGGUCUCAUCUUUAUUGGCUUCAAGGAUGGCUUUAAAGUAGUGAAGACAGCUGACAUUUGUCACAUCGAUGACGUCAACGCCCGGGAUCGAAGUACUGCCGUUAUCAGUGAUUUCCCGUUCUGGUCGUCAGUGACGUUGACCAACCCCAUCAGCCACCUGAGCCUCAGCUGUGACGAGCUGACACUGGUAGUGGUCAUGAAGGAAUGUGGGAACCUGAUGCUGUGUAUGUACGAUGUACGGCAGUUCGCCGUCAAGACGGACAGCUCUGAGGCAUUUGCUCGAUGUCGCCUGAACGCCUCCCCGGGGUCCAGUCUGCAGGACAUCAUGUGGAACCCUCUUGACCCCGCCCUCCUAGCUGUGUGUGUGUCUGACGGAAGUGUGGAGCUGGUCCGAGUCACCAACACUGUCAACACUGUCGGAUCGCUGCCCGUGUCAAGCAAUGCCUCUUGUUUGAAUUGGAGUCCAAAGGGGAGACAACUCGUGAUUGGAAGAAAAGAUGGUACAAUGACUCAGUACGACCAGGAGAUGAAGGAGAAACGCAGCUGGCCAAUGCCCAACAUCCUGGCCACUACUCACCAAGUUGUGGACGUGACAUGGUUGUCAACGUAUGUGUUCCUGGCAGCCUAUCUUCCCAGCACUGCGGACAGCUCAGACCAGCCACAAGUCCUGCUCACAGUCUCAUCUAAAGAUGGGCCAACAUCGUAUGUGAACUUUGAGGACGUGUGCUACGGCUCUGGGGAAGAUCGUAGACACAAGUACUUCUUCAUGUUCUUGGCCAAAUGGGACAUGGUUGUGUUGUCAUCCAGCAAUGCAACAGAAGCUGCAGUGAUCGGCAAGCAUUUUGAUGGGGGACCGACCCCAAUGUGGGAACACUGGACACUGGAGGACUCCGGACGAGCUGAGCUGCCUCUGACUGAUAAGCACCUAGACUCCUUCCCCAUGGGUGUAACCCUUACCCUGGGGUGUCAGACACAGAUAAAACUGGGUGAGAAGACACAUCCCCCUAGCCCGAUACUGUUGAUGUUGUCAACUGAUGCUUUGGUGCCCUACUACCUGUUAAACUUCAACACCAGUGCCCCCAGCCUCAUUGUGCCCCUGGAACAGCUCACAGCCACUGGGGCACGCACUUCUACAGACUCCGCACAGGCUUCCACACCAGGACCAGCCAUGUUGGGAGCACAAAAGUUGAGCCAGCCAAUGACAACCUUGGGUCAAGGGUCAACUCUUCCCAAGACAGGAAGUUCAUUCCAGUUUGUACAGAAGGCCCCCACUACGGCAUCAGACACUCCGGGCGCGUCGUUGUUCUCACAACUGAAGACAGCAUCAGACACACCAGGAGCAUCAUUGUUCUCACAGCCAAAGACAUCCUCUCUUCCCACCACUGGCAGCUCUUUCCAGUUUAUGACAAAACCAAGUCAGCUGACAUCUGACUUGCCAGGUCACCAGUCCUUCACACCAGUUGCCCCUCAGGUAGCAAAUGUGACACCAUCUUCUAUCGGUCAGAAAACAGGGCUGUCCUUCACACCAUCGUCCUCAGGGGCAACAACGGCCUUCUCUCCUGCCACUACCAAAGUACAGGUAGUCUCUUCACCCUCUAUUGGCACCAAGUCAGUGUUCGGUGCAACCAAGCCUGAUGCAGAAAAAAGUGCACAGCCGUCAUCGUUUGGGUUUAGUACUGUGCCGUCCACAACAUCAUCCAUUCCUGCUAGUGGGUUUGGUCAGCCAGGAGGCAAGUCCCUAUUUGGGACAUCAACAAGCUUUACUGGGUUUGGUUUCCCCAAGACUCCAUCAACAACACCACCGGUGACUUCAGCUGCAGCUGCAGCUACACCAACUGCCACCUCAACACCAGCUGCUACUCAAGGUGUAACAUCAGCAAUAUUAGGAGCGAGCUCCUUCAGUAAACCCCCCGAACCUUCAACACAGAAACAGUCUGCAGUGGGUUUUGGUGGGUUUUCCAUGGGUCAGACUGUCACACCCAUUCCAGCCCCUGGGCAGUCUUCCUCUCCACAACCCCUACCCUCACACCCAGCACCCUCACGACCCCCGGCCACAAACAGAGGUGUGACUCUGGGAGUGAAGAGAGACAUCGAGGAGGAGACCAGGCAUACUGAGGAGGAGGUGUCACCACCACCGCCAACAUACGAGAAACCCUCUGUGAAUGAAACAGUGGAGAGUACGUUUACCAGGUCAAUCAUGGAAGAGAUGCAGCACUUUGAGAAGGAGCUGCGAGAUCUGAAGCUGAGGUCUAGCAACAGUCUGAAGGAGGUUGGUACCCGGAGUGAGAUGAAGGACCUUAGAAAAGCAACAGAGGACAUGGCCAAGUUCUGCAAUGACAUCAAGGAGAACACCAAGGAGCAGAGCCGAGAGGUCCAUGACCACAAGACGCUGUGUCUGGAGCUGUUCGCUAUGGCGGAAGAGUGCCGGGUGCGUCAGGAACGCAAUGAUGACGCCAAGUACCACCAGCUGCUCAGGUCACGGGCCCUGGACCCAGCCAGUGCUGAUAAGCUGAAGCAGCUCCAGGCCCAGUAUCAGGCCCAGAGUCAGGGCCUGGUGGAGGUGGAACUGAUCCUGGACCAGCAGUGGGAGGAGCAUCAAGACAGGAAGAAGGCCGUCAAGGGGAGACUGCAGGCCCCGACAUCGGACAUGGUCUACCGGGCGGUGAAGAGCAACCACAACCUGAUCCAUACACAGCAGUCGCAGCUGGACAAGCUGCAGGAGAAUCUGAAGAACCUGCAGCUGUACAACCGCUCGGCAGACUGGCAGAACAUGUCCAUGUUCCGAUCAGACACCAUCAGAACCCCGGACCUGACGUCCCUGGUCAACUCACUGGGGAGGGGGAGUGCUCAGCCUGGACUUGCCAAGGCAGCACCAGUGUCCCCAGAAAAAACGGCUCAACUUAGACAGUUCCUGGCCCAGAGAACUGUACCCCGUAUUCGGUCAACCAAACCAGUGAAUCUGUCAAUGUCGAGAAUUGUAGCAGCCAAGGGGCUCCGAGAGAAACUGGAGGAUGUUCGAAGUCCCCGAUCAUCCCCUGGUGGUGACCAGACUAUACCCCUUCAACUUGCACGCCCCAAGGAGAAGUUUUCUGAGCCAACAGGAGACCGCACCAAGUUCCUCCCGACCAGUCAGAGCAGCUUCAAGAAGCCCCCUACCAACAACAACGCCAUCUCACUGGCGGUAUCUCAAAGUGACCUUCACCCCGCCAAGAGUGUACAAAUAGCAGCCAUGAGAAACAACAACAGUGAUACCGACUCACAGCAUAGGGGAUUUAGGAGUCAGGAGCCUGCCUCCAGAAACACAGGACGUGGAGUGAGCUCAGAGGAGCUGACGUCGGCGAUGUUACGCAUGAAGGAGACUCUCAGUGCUACAUAUUCAGCUGGGGGUCAGCGUCCAGACACGGAGGACAUCUCCCCCGUCUUCACCCCUGAGCUGGAGAGUGACGAGCAGGAGGGUCUCACGGAGGAAGACGAGGGUGAAUACGACGAAGAUGAUGAUGAGGAAGAGACUGGAUUUGGUAAGGAGUAUUGCCUGGACCCUACCACCGACAGACCUGGGGACAGUGAGCUGAACCAAUACAAGCAGGGGGGUUCUGCCGGCACCCCGCUGUCAUCCCUGCAGUCGGCUGUCCCCACGGAUCAGAAGGCCGGAGUGAGCAAGAACCUGUUUGGUGGAUCAAAGACCUUCGUCCCUGGUCAGCCCCCGUCAGGCAAGCUGUCAACGAGCACUCCAGCCAUGGUGACUAAACAGCCCACCAACACAACGCCAGCUCCGGCUUCAGGCUUCGGGUUCAGCAGCGGGUUGGGAGCGUCAGGACUUGCCGGCAAAUCUUUGUUUGGGUCUGGAUCUUCUGGAGUGAAGCCACCAGAGCCGUCUGCUGAAGAUGAGUCUACAACAGGCAAGAUCCAGGCCAAGGGUUUCACCUUCUCGACAACCCCCUCCUCCACCACCACCCCUGCAUCCACCUCAACCUCUGCUGCAACAACAGCAACAGCAUCGACUGCCCAGAGUGGGUUUUCCUUUUCUCUGUCAGGGGGAAGCUCCACAGCCACCAGUGGCGCCGCUACAGGGGAUUCUCUUUUGGUGCCAUGUAGAAUAUAUUUGUUCACAGACAGCGGCAUCUUUUCCAAGCCAUUGACUGAGACAGCAAAGCCCCAGCCGACUGCAUUCUCAGCAUUUGGUGGCGGUACAUUUGGUGGUAAGACUGACACCACCACCACCACCACUCCCAGUGUCACUUCGUCUGUCUCGGCAGCAGCAGUGACAGCAGCUCUCAGCAGCAGCCUUCUAGCUGCCCUGACUGACACUUCCACAACCUCCACAUCGGCAGCAUCAGUAACAGCAUCUGCUGCGCUAGGGAGCAGCCUACUGGCGGCUCUGACUGACGCUUCAUCUCCCGCACCCCAAGAAGCUGCUGCUGCUCUUAGUAGUUUCAGCUUCAAGCCUGGUGACUCUCCCUCACAGCCCACUGGACAAGGCAAUUCCUCCCUGGCAGUCAGCGGCACAACUGCAUCGGCAACGACAGCGGCAGAUACGCCCGCUACUGUUACUGCACCUGAAGCAGCUAAAGCAGCAUCAAACCUAUUUGGCUUGACUACUGGUGGGUUUGGUCAGCCGGCCAAGUUUGGGGGUAGUCCACCAAGUGGCGCCACCACAUGUCUCACAACGACUUCACAGUUUGGAGCAAGUGCGGGAGUGUUUGGAUCUUCUGGACCGGUGUCUUUCGGUUCCCUGUCCAAGACUACCGAGGUCAGCGGCACUGAUGGCACCACAACAACAUCAGCUCCAUCAGCCACCGUGGCCAAGUCUUUGUUUGGCACUACACCCACGACUUCAGUAAGCACAACUGGCUUCGGGCAAACAGCAACAGCGUCAACUAGCAGCAGCAACUCCGGCCCAGGCAACAACAACAACAACAGCGGCUACCGGUUUUGCAUUUUUGCAUUUGGUAGCUCCUCCUCCUCCUCGUCUAUAUUUGGUGGGAGUUCCACAGCCAGUACUUCAUCAGCAUUUGGAACAGCCACUACAGGGGUGUUUGCAUCAUCUACAGCAGCAACUACAACAACUCCAUCUGCCUUUGGGACUUCAACAGCUUCGUCAGGGUUUGGGUUUGGACAAAAUACUGCAGGGUUUGCCAAGCCAUCUUUUGGCCAGUCGCCUGGCUUUUCCCAGCCAUCAAGUUUUGGCGGGGGUUCUGGAGGUUUUGGUGCUGGAGGUUCUGUGUUUGGUCAAACAGCAACCACCACAAGUUCUACUGUAUUUGGCCAGUCUACAACCACCACCACUGCCAGCUCUGAAGGGAGUUUGUUUGGUGGGGGUGGGGGAGGAGGAGGAGGAGGCCUGUUUGGGGGUCUUGGUGGGAAACCCAGUGCUGAUAAAGCAAAUAAAAAUGUGUUUGGGGGUGGGACAUUCGGCACAAGCGACAACACCCAAAACUCUGGUCUCUUCGGCAGUGGUGGAUCAACGUCAUUUGGCGGAUUCAGUGGUGGAAGUGGAGUGGCAGCAACAGGGUUCGGUGUUGGGCAGAAUUCACAGGCACCUUCUGGGUUUGGAGGUCAGCCUUCAUUUGGUGGCAGUCCGGUUCUGGGUGGUUCUUCGUUUGGUGGAGCGCCUUCAUUUGGUAGUCCAGGAGGAGGCUUUGGGAGUUCUGCAGCAUUCUCCAGCCCAGUUGGCACCACUGCAUCGUUUGCCUCAGCUGGGGGACAGGGUGGCUUUGCCAGUUUUGCCAGUGGGAACAGUCCCACCUUUGGCAAUAUAGCUCAGUCCAGUGCGCCAUCGUUUGGGAACCUAGCAACAAGUGGAGGAGGGGGCUUUGGAGCAGCCACGGGAGGAUUUGGGAAUCCAGGAGGCUUUGGGAGUCCGGCAGGUGGAUUUGGGAGUCCGGCAGGAUCUGGAUUUGGAGCCACACAGCAAGCAGGUGGAUUUGGAGCCACACAGCAAGCUGGUGGAUUUGGAGCCACACAGCAAGCAGGUGGAUUUGGAGCCACACAGCAAGCAGGUGGAUUUGGAGCCACACAGCAAGCAGGUGGAUUUGGAGCCACACAGCAAGCAGGUGGAUUUGGGAGCCCAGCAGGAGGUGGAUUUGGAGCCACCCAGCAAGCAGGUGGAUUUGGAAGUCCUCAACCUGGGACAGGUGGAAACUUUGGGUCCAGUCCCCAGUUUACCAGCUACAGAGGCUAAACAGGGAUGUACAGAUGUCUCUUGAAGGACAACACAUCUGCAAGCAACAUAACAGGAUGUACUGUGGCACCAACUUCUGUUUCAAGUGUGAAAUGUAUUUGAACUGAAAUAAAAAGAUUAUUAUGUUAAA
Molecule: messenger RNA, 6527 nt
Organism: Haliotis rubra (blacklip abalone)
Lineage: Eukaryota; Metazoa; Mollusca; Gastropoda; Lepetellida; Haliotidae
Product: nuclear pore complex protein Nup214-like
Biological process (GO): RNA export from nucleus; protein import into nucleus
Cellular component (GO): nuclear pore
Molecular function (GO): structural constituent of nuclear pore; protein binding
Source: RefSeq, a predicted model, not a curated record